ACCUUCUUGAAUAAAUGUGAAAAAAAAACAUAUGCGAAACAAAACCUCCACAAGCAAGAGUGAAGGAAUAGAACCAUCCAGCACUAGCAUUACAGCAUAUUCAGGAUAUUUCAAUUUCCAGUUCCAGACGAUUGUCAGCAGACUGGGCACAAAAUUCUCCCCAGGCCUUCGCGUCCAGAUUUCAAAAUGGCGCGGAUGGUGUUUUGACUGUGUGGUACUGUAUGUUGCUUAAGAAAGUCAUAUUCCAAGAAAAGAACCUUUCUAAUCAGGAGAAAGGUCGCCAUUGAAAGGUUUCGAGAUAAUUUUCAACACUUGUGGACCAAAUGGACGACGUUUUGACAUCCGAGCAUUGUGGGAACAUGAGUUUUUAAAUUAUUGUGCAAAAUUCAGCCUAUUUGCAGGUAUUUGCGGUAAUCGUCGUCGCGUUCUUUGCAAGCUUUCUGGAGUACGGUGAAAAAAGAUGAGAGGUGGUAAGCACACAGAAUUGCUGGGAUGUAUCCGAACUGGAGAUUUAAAGGAUGUCCAAAGGUGCUUUUCAACGAAGGGAAACCUCGACAAGUUGAAUCCUUUGUUGACGAAGAAAUUUGAGCCACACGGAGAAACAGCUCUGCAUCUGGCAGUUAAAUAUCGGCGUGAAGACAUUGUGAAGUGGUUGUUGCAACUGGAAGCUGAUAUUCAUGCUACUGACUGUUUUUCACGCACUGUCCUUCAUACAGCUACCGAUAAAACUGAAGAUGUCCAUUCAAGCACUUUGUCUGCCCCUGAUACUUCUACUGAUGAAACUAAACACAAUAACAUCAUUGAAUUAAUUCUCAGUUGUGAAGGUGUUAAUGUUAAUGCCACAGAUGAGUAUGGACAUACUCCUGUUAAGAUUGCAGCAGAGAGUGGAAAAUGUGAAGCAGUGAGGUUGCUUCUAAAUAAAACAGCAAAUAUCACCAUAGCUGAUAAAACAGAUAACACAACUCUGCAUGUUGCUGCUAAAAAAGGACACAAAGAUGUGUUGGAGUUGUUACUGAAAACACUUGGUAACAAUAACACAGGUAUCAUUGGAAAACAAAAUAAGGAUAAGGACACACCUCUUCACUUGGCUGUUACAAGUAAAAAUCCAACUUGUGUUGCACUGUUGUUAAAUGCCGGUGCAGCUUCUACAAUGGAGGUGAAAAAUGAGCAAGGCCAAACUGUGACUGAUUUGGCUAGAGAACAUGGCAAUGAAGAAAUCAUCAAAUUACUGAAAAAUCCUCAAAAAGUGAAAGAGUUCCUCCUGGGGAAGGCAAAGUCAGUUACUUCAAAAUCUUCACUUGGAAGAUUUUGCUCUGUGGAGUCAGAUAGUUCUGCCAUCAAUGCUGGAAGGCAAGAAUUAGUCCUACUGCACCCUUCCCAAAAAAUUGUGCCACUUCAAGUCAAUGCAAACCAAGUAAUCUUUAACCAGCAAAUUAACACAAACAUCAGUGGUGGAACUGUUGCUGUGGGACCUGGUUCUCACGUGGUAAAUGCACAAGAUCUAACUGCUGUAAAUAAUGUACCUCUACAGUCUGGGCCACCUGACGAGAGUAAUUUUGACGUGACCGUGACUGGCGGUAACGCAUGUGUGGGUGUCCGUCCCGUGAUCAAUGUGGCCCCAGGAACACCCGGAACUCCAGGUACUGCUGGUAGCAGAGAUGGUCCAUUCUUUCCAGGACCCCAAGAGAAUAAUGAUACUAGCUCAGGAUAUCCUACAGAAAAUCCAAGUACGGAGUUAUUGCCCGGUCCGUGUCAAGAAGCAUCUUCAUCGGAUAAGCUGAAUGAGUCAGCUCGCCUUCCAGUUCAAGAACAGUCACAGGCAGAUAAAUUAAGUGAGUCAGCUCGCCGUCCAGUUCAAGAGGAAUUUCCGGCAGAUAAAUCAAGUGAGUCAGCUCGCCGCCCAGUUCAAGAAGAAUUUCCGGCAGAUAAAUUAAGUGAGUCAGCUCGCCGCCCAGUUCAAGAAGAACAGCCCACAAAUAAAUCGAACCUGCAAUCAUUAUCCAGUCCGGUUCAGGAGGAAUGCUCGACGGAUAAAUUGAAUGUUUCAUCAACUAGCCCAGUUGAGGAGAAGUCGACUGCUUCACUGCCCUUUUCAGUACCUGAACAAAAACCUGCCCUAAAAGCAGAUGGACAAAUAAACAGUUCUCACAUGAGUAACCAACCCAGAACUGAAGGUAGUGGACCUGGCGGAUCCUCCACUGAUGGAAGAGUUACAGACAUUGGACCUGCUAACGAUAUUGGAACUGUGGACAACGCGGCAAUUGGAACCGUUAAAUCUGUGAGAGAUGGCACUGUGCAAGAAGUUAUUGCACCUUUUGAUGCUGUUGAGGCUGCUGAAGACAGCAGUACUACCAGUAAUUCUGGGAAGGCGUUAUUAGGGGCCACGUCGUUCAAGCCCGAUGAAGCAUCAAAGCAAACGUGGCAGAGAAAUCUAAGAAGUGGAAGUCCUAGAAAUACCAGCCCAAUAACUCGUUCAGUGCCGAAGGCGGCACAAGAUCGAUUGUUACAUGAGGUGAAUUGUUCCCCAUCCAACGACAUGUUCGGUUUGGAUCCACGGUGUGGGGCACCAGAAUCACAGCUGAAAUUAUCUGGUAACAGGGAUGUUGCACUACCUCGAGUUUCCCUAGCAGACAGCUCAGGAACUUCUUUGCUGGUCAAAACUCCAGAGAAGCCAAAGUCAACUGUGGCACCAAGUAUCAAUGUUGCCUCUAAUGUUACCGAUGCUGGCCCCUAUAUUAGACCUCCCUUGGCUAGCCCCACAUGUGGCUCCAGCAUUUCAUUGACGUGUGCUCCCUCUCCUUCUUGCAGCAAGGAGUCUUCUCACAGAAAGGCUCAACAGUCCAGAGAUGAUGCGAUUCUGGAUAGCAACCUUCCUGCCGGUGCAGUGUCAAAUGUUAACCAAUCAAUGAGAACUGCUUGUAACGGUGAAGCGUCGUUUCCAGGUAAUCACCAUGGAGACAACCCCGUAGGUACUUCACGGGACAACAUUAGCAGUGGAACGCAAUCGUCAGCAGAUGGACAUCCGACCUCCAUCUUAAAAGACGACAAUCCGGAGGAUGACCGUAAAGGUCACCAAACAUGUGAACCUGAAUGUCGCCUCAUGUAAACUUAAGCGGCGCUUAGAAGUAAAAAAAUUAAGAAGUUUAUCGAAAACGCUUUAAUAUGAAAGUUGCAUUUGGCUGGAGUUUUCGUACAAAGAUGCUUCAAUUUUAGUGACAUUUUAAAGGAGCAUUUUCAGACCAUUCCAAAAAGUUUUAAAAUUAAAUAGAAGUGACUAAGUUUAAGGCUUAGUUUUGUUUAGCGACUUAGUAGGUAAGCCGUAUGUGGCAGCUGUUCUCAAAAGGAUAUAGGUAUGUCUUAAGUGAAAAAAGGAACCUUCAGAUCUAGAAGCUGUUUUCUAGGCCGCAACAAUAUGGGAUUUCUCUCAGCAUCUUGAUACUGGUAGAUGGUGGUGCUUUCAUUAUGACGAAAAAUAGAAACGAUAGCUAUUUCAUAGCUUAAUAGAUUCAUAUGAUAGUUAUUUAAGAAUAGAGUAUUUAAAAAGCCUAAUUAUUAUUUUGCUUACUAAUUUUAUUGGCUUCAUGAAGAAGCAAUGUAUAUUAAGUUCCCUCCCAGUUUCUGAGCUCUUUUAGCUUGUCAUCGUUAUUCAAUCGGAAACGUUAGUGAUUCGCUCGGGAAAGUUCGUGCUUCACUCGGGGAAAAAAUUGUUGCAUUAAUAAAUUCCCUGAAUACCCAGAGUAAUCAAAGCACUUGGGAUAUUGUCACGUGAGCUUAUCGGAGACUACAUCACGUUGCCUAGCGACCUGCAAGAUGGCAACCGUGGACUCAUCAGAUUUGGAGUCUUGAAAUACGCUAAAUAUUUGUGCAAACAGUUAAUCUCUCUCUACAGAAGGUGGUUAUUGACUGUACUUUCAAGAUUGGAAUGUUUUUAUUUGUUUGUAUGGUUAUUUGAAGAAAUAUCUAACGUAAGGUUUCAAAUGCGUCUCACAAAAUGAUAGAAAGUAAUAAAUAGUAAAUAGAAGAAGUAAAAUAAAAUACAUCGCAAAUUAA
Messenger RNA from Orbicella faveolata, 4050 nucleotides. RefSeq lists its product as uncharacterized. Gene Ontology annotation, molecular function: protein binding. NCBI's taxonomy places the organism in Eukaryota, Metazoa, Cnidaria, Anthozoa, Scleractinia, Merulinidae. The record is from RefSeq and is a predicted model, not a curated record.